GAAAAGGAGUUUUUGUCAGCAUUUACUUUGGAGGGUCAGGAGAGACGAGUUGCUGUUUUUGACUUUGCGGGUCCUUUCACCGAGAAAACUGGGGAAGGCGGGGUCAUUGGUGCAAUGCGAAAAAUAUUCUUGGGUGUCGCAGAAAUAAAAGGGGGUGGGUUGGGUGUCGGCUGGGAAAAAAUAUCGCCGAAAAGCAGAAGACGAGAAAUGGUUGGGGACGAGAAAACCUGGGUUGGAUUGAGAAGAAAAAAAGUAAAACCAAUAAAAACGUGGGGGUUUUUGGGGAUUAAAUAUGAGGCAAAAAAAUUAAUGUCUUCGGGUUGGUGA
Messenger RNA from Racocetra persica, 327 nucleotides. The record is from the annotation of a GenBank genome assembly. NCBI's taxonomy places the organism in Eukaryota, Fungi, Glomeromycota, Glomeromycetes, Diversisporales, Gigasporaceae.